This is a messenger RNA of Metarhizium album ARSEF 1941, 186 nucleotides long. RefSeq lists its product as uncharacterized. The coding region runs from base 1 to 186 and encodes 61 amino acids. Lineage: Eukaryota; Fungi; Ascomycota; Sordariomycetes; Hypocreales; Clavicipitaceae. The record is from RefSeq and is a predicted model, not a curated record. The transcript has a single exon.
AUGCUUCCAGCCGCAGCCUCCGCCAAUGGUUCCGAAAAGCUGCGACAGUCACUGGCGAUCGCAACGUUAGCUCCGAUUCGGGGCGCAUCUCUUGAAACCACCUCCGACCUCGCCAACAACGACAACAAUUCUUGCGCGGCGAGCGAUGUCGAAGUUGCAGACGAGGACGGCAAGGAUAUCCCCUAA